Messenger RNA from Cyphellophora attinorum, 1971 nucleotides. RefSeq names its product Serine/threonine-protein kinase PRR1. Gene Ontology annotation, biological process: protein phosphorylation; intracellular signal transduction. The transcript has 2 exons. Gene Ontology annotation, molecular function: protein serine/threonine kinase activity; ATP binding. Bases 1 to 1971 code for a protein of 656 amino acids. NCBI's taxonomy places the organism in Eukaryota, Fungi, Ascomycota, Eurotiomycetes, Chaetothyriales, Cyphellophoraceae. The record is from RefSeq and is a predicted model, not a curated record. Gene Ontology annotation, cellular component: cytoplasm.
AUGCCCGACUCACAACGACCAGGCCAGCUUCGAGAUCUGCAGGUGAACAAUCAUCCUUCGAGCCUCAGACAUAUGUCUCCACCUUCCUCCGAACGAAUUGCGGACCAGCAGAAGCUGCAUGGCUGCUCCGUUCAGGAUGACUACGAUUUCGGUGGACAUGUCCUUCUCACGCCGCCUCCACAGCCGGACUACGUCAAUCCGCUCGACAAGUUGGCCAUGGCCUCGUCGCCGAUCAACAUCGGCGGCAACAAUCAGAAUGGCAAGAGCGAAGAGGCCCAACACUGGAGUCAUUCCAGUCGGCGCGAGAAUACAGCUUCCUCCACGACGUCCUCGAGAGAUGCAGCUACCCUGCUGAAUGGACUGCACAUCCGAACAGAUGUUGGCGCCGUACGUCGGCAGGGAUCUGAUCAGUCCAUGGGCUCCGAGUACCUUCUGCGAACGAGCGCCUCGCAAGCCAGUCUACCUCGUCGAGCACCGAGUAUACGAGCAGCACUACAUUCAACGGCAGGCUCGCUUUCGCCUGGGUCCGUCAUCGGCUCGCCGCAGAUAGCAGCCAUGCUGGACAUAACGCCGCUACCGUCGCCGACCAUGAGCGCUUUCGAGUCGUGGAAGCAUGUGGCAAGAACAAGAUCAAGAGGUUCAUCUAUAUCCUCCAGGUCCGAUCUGCCACCGUCAGUCUUCCCACCACUGUCCUCCUCUCCGAGCUCUCCCCGUAGGAAAGGCUAUCCCAGCUUGCACACAUCUCGACAAUCGAUCGACGAAGACGACCGAGACGAUCACGCGCGAAACCGCAGCAUUAGUGAGUACGUGCCGGAAGCCAUAGCAUUCCCAAAGACCAAGAACAUAUCGGUGUCUGGCAGUGGGCCGCCGAUCGAGGUAAGCUCUCCCAAGACUGCGCUGCAUCGAGAGGAAUACCUAGGAGAGACGCGAGGACUGGUCACACCGACGGUCCCUCACCAUCCACCGUCAAUUAGGCAUGACGCGACACAUGAUGAGGAGCCGUCGCCCAAAAGACAGAAAAGGGAAGUUUUCGUUGCGAGCAGUGUCUACUCUGAUCAGCCGCGAUCGUAUGAAGCAAUCCAAGAACUGGGCACCGGGACGUUCAGUAAAGUAUGGCUAGCGGUGCGCAAAAUGCCAGAGCGACGAGAUACAAUCGACUACACAGCUGAUAGCGUCAAUCUGGCUGGCGUGAAAGCAAGAUCACGGCGGCUGGUGGCAGUUAAAGUGGUUGAGCAUGGCCCUGCUGGUGGUGCAGACGCGGAACGUGUCGAAACAUCGUUGAAGCGCGAAGUGGAGCUGUUGAAAGCGGUCAAGCACCCGUCAUUGGUGCACCUGAAGGCGUUUGGCACCGACGGCACUCUUCGUGCUCUUCUUGUCAUGAACUACUGCCCUGGGGGCGAUCUGUUCGAAGUCGCAAGCACGAAGCUCGAGGUUCUCACACCACCCCUUGUGCGGAGGAUAUUUGCAGAGCUAGUCUCGGCCGUGCGGUACCUUCAUCAGAAGUACAUCGUUCACCGAGACAUCAAGCUUGAGAAUGUCCUCCUGAACAUACCACUUCACGUGCACAAAGACGUUCCGGACUGGCAAACCCUCGAUCGAGCAGUGAUUACGCUGACAGACCUGGGUUUGUCAAGGCGAAUACCCGAACCACCGGAAAGUCCACUCCUCACCACUCGCUGCGGCAGCGAAGACUACGCGGCGCCCGAAAUACUGAUGGGCCAGCCCUACGACGGACGACAGACCGAUGCGUGGGCGCUUGGGGUGCUGUUGUACUCACUCAUGGAGGGCCGCCUGCCCUUCGACCCUGUUCCUGGAGCCAGGGGCGACCCAGCCAUCCUACGAGCCCGGACACCUCACCGGAUUGCCCGCAUCGAGUGGUCUUGGGUGCGGUACGGUGAUGAGGAUGGAGAUUGGGAUGCGGAGAAGGGGAAAGACUUGCAAGGAGCUUUCAGUGUGUUGAUAGCUUGUUGA